This is a messenger RNA of Saccharomyces mikatae IFO 1815, 1653 nucleotides long. RefSeq names its product calcineurin catalytic subunit A (gene CNA1). NCBI's taxonomy places the organism in Eukaryota, Fungi, Ascomycota, Saccharomycetes, Saccharomycetales, Saccharomycetaceae. Gene Ontology annotation, cellular component: cytoplasm; calcineurin complex. The coding region runs from base 1 to 1653 and encodes 550 amino acids. Gene Ontology annotation, molecular function: calmodulin-dependent protein phosphatase activity; calmodulin binding. Gene Ontology annotation, biological process: fungal-type cell wall organization; calcineurin-mediated signaling. The record is from RefSeq and is a predicted model, not a curated record. The transcript has a single exon.
AUGUCGAAAGACUUAAAUUCUUCACGCAUCAGAAUCAUUAAGCCCAACGAUUCUCACAUAAAGACUGAACAAAGAAAAGAUUUAACAAAAUACGCUCUAGAAAAUGGCAAAAUUAUUUCCACGAAGGAACGUCCCAUCGCUUCUGUACCUCCCAUAACGGGGAGGAUUCCAAGUGAUGAGGAAGUAUUCGACUCCAAAACAGGAUUACCUAAUCAUGCCUUUUUAAAAGAGCAUUUCUUUCAUGAAGGUCGACUUUCUAAGGAGCAGGCCAUUAAAAUCUUAGAUAUGUCAACUGCAUCGCUGAGUAAAGAACCAAAUCUACUACAACUCAAAGCACCGAUUACUAUUUGCGGCGAUAUUCAUGGCCAGUAUUACGAUCUGUUGAAGCUGUUUGAGGUAGGUGGUGAUCCUGGUAAAAUGGACUAUUUAUUCUUGGGGGAUUAUGUCGAUAGAGGCGCAUUCUCUUUUGAGUGUUUAAUUUAUCUAUACUCACUGAAGUUAAGUAAUCUAGGAAGAUUUUGGAUGCUAAGAGGUAACCAUGAGUGUAGGCAUUUGACAUCUUAUUUUACUUUCAAAAAUGAAAUGUUGCAUAAAUACGACAUGGAAGUUUAUGAUGCCUGCUGCAGAUCAUUCAAUGCAUUGCCAUUAGCAGCUUUAAUGAACGGGCAGUAUUUUUGUGUGCAUGGUGGAAUCUCUCCAGAACUAAAAUCGGUAGAGGAUGUUAAUAAGGUUAAUAGAUUUCGAGAAAUACCCUCUCGUGGUCUCAUGUGUGACUUAUUAUGGGCCGAUCCUAUCGAAGAAUACGACAGUGCAAGAGAUGGUAGCGAAUUUGAUCCGAGCGAAGACGAAUUCGUCCCUAACAGUUUGAGGGGUUGCUCUUUUGCUUUCACUUUUAAGGCAUCAUGCAAGUUCUUAAAAGCGAAUGGUCUAUUAUCAAUUAUCAGAGCACAUGAAGCACAAGAUGCAGGGUACAGGAUGUAUAAGAACAAUAAAGUAACGGGAUUUCCAAGUUUAAUAACCAUGUUUAGUGCUCCAAACUAUCUGGAUACCUACCAUAACAAAGCUGCGGUGUUAAAAUACGAAGAUAACGUUAUGAAUAUCAGACAGUUCCACAUGUCUCCGCACCCUUAUUGGUUACCUGAUUUCAUGGAUGUUUUCACCUGGUCGUUACCUUUUGUUGGCGAAAAGGUCACUGGCAUGCUAGUAUCUAUACUAAACAUAUGUAGCGAAGAGGAGCUUGACCCAGAAUCAGAACUACAGGCUGCGGAUAAGAGCAUAAAGGCAAACUCAGAAGCUACAAAGGAAGCCAAUACCUCAUCUAGUGAAAAAACCUCAUCUGCAAUAUUAGAAGACGAAACCCGAAGAAAGGCAUUGAGAAAUAAGAUCUUGGCUAUUGCUAAAGUCUCAAGGAUGUUUUCGGUGCUAAGGGAAGAGAGUGAUAAAGUUGAAUACUUGAAAACAAUGAAUGCUGGUGUCUUACCUCGUGGUGCAUUGGCCCGUGGAACUGAAGGUCUGAAUGAAACACUAAGUACAUUUGAAAAGGCCAGAAAGGAAGACCUUAUCAAUGAAAAACUACCUCCAUCAUUAUCAGAAGCUGAACAAGAAAAGAUUAAGUAUUACGAAAGAAUAUUAAGUAGAGCGGAAAGAAAAUAG